Molecule: messenger RNA, 501 nt
Organism: Myodes glareolus (Bank vole)
Lineage: Eukaryota; Metazoa; Chordata; Mammalia; Rodentia; Cricetidae
Source: RefSeq, a predicted model, not a curated record
AUGGGUGAACAUGGAAGCCACGACAUGAAUUCAGUGACCUAUGAGGAUGUGCACAUUGACUUCACACAGGAUGAGUGGGUUUUGCUGAAUCCUUCCCAGAAGAGUCUAUACAAAGAUGUGAUGCUGGAGACAUACAGGCACCUCACUGCUAUUGGUAUGAAAAUAACCAUAAUGGAGAGAAACCCUCUGAAUAUACUCAAUGUGAUAAAGCCUUUGCAUGUUUCAGUCAUCUUCAAUGGCGUGAAAAAAUUCAUUCUGCAGAGAAGCCAUAUGAUGUUAUUCAAUAUGAUGAAGCCUUUGCAGCUUUUUCAAAACACUCCAAACUCCAAAUACAUGAAAGAACACAUACUAAAGAGAAACCCUAUGAAUGUAAUGAAUGUGGUAAAGUCUUUGCAAAUCAAUAUCAUCUCCGAAGACAUGAAAGAACACAUACUGGAGAGAAACCCUAUGGAUGUAAUGAAUGUAGCAAAGUCUUUGCACAUCAAUGUAGUCUCAAAAUCC